UCUUUUACUAGUAAUUAAAACGAUAGUUUACCACCAUCACUUCCGUCGUGAAACUACUCCCACCGUAAUCCUUAAACGCGCUGAACAACUGAACCAAACGACAAUGGAAACCUCAACUAACACUCACUACACUUCACCGGAUGAAAACGACACCGUCUUCGUUCAAACGGAACCUUCGAGUUCUCGCGCCGGCGAUAACAGUUCUGAAACCGAUAACUCCGGCGAUUCCCUAACGAAGAGCUCCGAUUUAUUGGCGAAAGGAUUGUCCUCGAUCCUCUCCACCGUCAUUAGGGAUUUCGAUUUCAGAGCUCAACAAACUCUCAUGAGCCAAAACCAUCUCUCUUCCUCUAUUGAUCGUCUUACAGGAGAACUUGAUCAGUUGCUCGAAGAUGCACCUUUGCCAUUCAUAAUGCAGCAUGCUGCCAAGAUAUCCAGUGUUAGGAAAAGAGUUUUAUCCCUCAAUUCACUUCUAAAAUCCAUACAAGGACGGAUUGAUAAUAUAGACCGCAUCAUGUCUAUUGGGACUACUCAUGAGAAAGCAGCCACCGAAGGUUCUGGGUGAACUGGCGUCACCUCAAUCAACUUCCAUAUUUUCCAUAUGUACGUUUCAAGAUUCACUAUCAUGCAUUUUACCCUUGACCUCUUAAAUUUAAUUCUUCAGGUUAACAUAAAUUUGGAUCAUAUACAUCAACUUUCUUUGACCAAUUUUUGUUUAUAAUUUAUGGAUGGGGUACCACUUAAGGGCUUAGAAUUUUGCAUCCAGUUACUAGUUGUAUUUAGGUUACUUUUGAUUAUCACUUAAUUUGUUUUUUUAAAAAAAUACCGCUGAAUUCUGGUUGUAAAUUUAAGACUUCAUUGCUGUGAAAAACAAUCAAUUUAUUUCAACAAAAAACGUUGUAAUUUCAUGGAUUUGUAAAUUUAAAACAUCAUUGCAAUGAAAAAAAAUCAAUUUGUUGCAACAAAAAAACUUGUAAUUUUAUGGAUAUAUAAGUUCUGCCAUCUCUAACAGUUUUCUAAAGUACUCAUCGGUCUCAGAAUAUAGGCAAAAAUGAGUUAAAGAAAGUUGAUGUAUUUAGUCUAAAUUUUGAACUAAAUACAUUUUAUUUAAUCGAUUUUUAUUUAUAUUUUGAGACCAAGGGGGGUAAUUUCAUAUCUCAAACUUAUGGGUUUUUUUUCUUCUCAAAUUUAUGGUUUUCAAUGUA
Messenger RNA from Cicer arietinum (chickpea), 1202 nucleotides. Lineage: Eukaryota; Viridiplantae; Streptophyta; Magnoliopsida; Fabales; Fabaceae. The record is from RefSeq and is a predicted model, not a curated record.